ACGGCAUUUGCAAUCUGCUCCUGGCGCAUUCUCCCGCACGCCGUCUGAGAUCCCAAAAAUACCGGAAUCCACGCCUCCAGGGGCGCAGUCUCCUCCACAGUUCGUCUUCCGGCUUCCCUCCCCUCCAUCUCGCUUGCAUUCCUAGGCCUGAAAACCGGUCAUGCAUCCCUCUUUUUCCGAGCAUAGACUUUCCGUGUAAGAUGUUGACAAGAUAUUUUCUGCAUCGCGCGCCUUUUGGGGACUUUGAAAUAGACGUACCAGCAGAUGAGACGGCUCGGUGGUGUAUAACAGACUCUCUCACCACGUCCACAUUGGCGCCAUUUCAGCCAAGUUUCACUCACUUACUAGACAAUCGCAACCCCCCGUAGGUCGUCCUGUUGAAGGUAUCAAGAUGAACGGUGGGCCCAACGGGAUGCCCAAGCGUCCCAACUUUCUCUUUAUCCUCGCCGACGACCUUGGUUUCUCCGAUAUAGGAUGCUAUGGCGCCGAGAUCCAAACUCCGAAUAUCGACCGUCUGGCCGCCGAGGGCGUUCGUAUGCUCAAUGUCCACGCCGCAGCGGCUUGCUCGCCCACGCGCGCAAUGCUUCUGAGCGGAACCGAUGCACAUCUCGGUGGGCUUGGCGUGUUGAUCGAAUACAAGAACAGCGAGAAAGGAGCGAAACGGUGGUCUGGCAAAGCAGGGUACGAGGGAUAUCUGAACAAUGAAGUGGCAACCUUGCCUGAAAUCCUGACAGAUCAUGGAUAUUUUACCGCCAUGUCCGGCAAGUGGCAUUUGGGGCUACGUGCCUCUCAGGGGCCGUGGGAACGCGGUUUUCAGAAAGCAUUCGCUAUGCUGCCGGGUUGCUGCAACCACUAUGGUUGGGAGCCAGUCCAGGAGACCUUCCCCGUCGGUGGUCGGCCAGUCCAUGCUGAGAAGGGCAAAAAGGUUCAAAUAGCACCCAACAAGACGGAGGACCCCGAGGGUUUCUACUCUACCGAUUAUUAUACCAAUCGAUUGAUCAAUUUCCUCGAGACUCGGUCUGACGUCGAGGCUGCAAAGCCGUUCUUCGCCUUUUUACCGUACACCGCUCCCCAUUGGCCCCUCCAAUGCUCCAAGUCGCAACGCGAUAAGUACGCGGGAGUGUACGAUGACGGUCCCUACGCCUUGAGGGAACGCCGACUGAGAAAGCUCACUGAGAUGGGAAUUAUAGACAAGUCUGUUAUCCCGCACAAGGUUGAGACAACCACUCAAGGCGUUGGGGAAUGGGACGACCUUACGCCCGAAGAAAAGAAGCUCUCGAGCCGGGCGAUGGAAGCAUACGCUGGCAUGGUCGACUCCAUCGACGUCAAUGUCGGCAAGGUGGUAGAGUAUUUGAAGAAGACUGGAGAGUACGACAACACGUUCAUAGUGUUCAUGAGUGACAACGGUGCGGAGGGUGCUGCAUUGGAGGCUGUCCCGGUUAUGGGGGACAACAUCAAACGCGCGAUCCACCAGUACUACGACAACUCGUACGAGAACAUUGGCUCCUGGAACUCCUUCACUUGGCUUGGUCCGCUUUGGGCUCAGGCGUCGACCGCGCCUUCGAGGUUGUUCAAAUGCUACCCAUCCCAAGGCGGGAUCCUGGUGCCCUGCGUGGUCAAACCCCCCGCCAAAUCAUUUCUGCCCUCAUUCUCUGCCGGGUCCUUCAAUCGCUCCUUUGCGACCGUCAUGGACUUUGUGCCUACUUUCCUCGAACUAGCCGGCGCCUCCCUGCCCAGUCCGAUGGAGCGAAGGAAAUGUGAAUGCCAGGGCAAGGACACCGCCCCGCGCAAGAUGACGACUUUCCGAGGGAGAAACGUGCAUGCCGUCCGCGGCAAAUCGUGGAUUCCGUUCUUCUCCCGCGGGAAGAGAGCAGAGGACAACGAGAUGUGGGCCAUCCACUCAUCCUCCGAGCCCGUGGGGUGGGAGCUGUUCGCGCGCGGCGCACUGCGGAAGGGAGACUGGAAGAUUGUCCACUUCUCCAAGGAACGGGGAGGCGCGGGCGAGGGCGACGACGGCUGGGAACUUUUCAACGUCGUCGACGAUCCCGGAGAAACCAACGACCGGGCCCAGGCCGAGCCACAGAAGCUCCAGGAGCUGCUGGCGUGCUGGGACGAGUAUGUAAGUGAGUGCGGCAUCGUGUGGGGCCCGGGUGCCAUGGCUCCUGGGCUGGGCAGGGAUGAGGCUCCGGAGUUGUGGGAGGAUGAGAUUGAGCUACAGAAAUCGUGGAUGGGGGCGAGGGGAGGCGAAACACCUGUGCCUUGUCAAUGAAAGGACAGAUUUCCGGGCUGGGGUUUAGAGCAUGUACGAUGAUAUCUAGAUAUACAC
Messenger RNA from Cladophialophora immunda, 2326 nucleotides. RefSeq lists its product as uncharacterized. The coding region runs from base 392 to 2269 and encodes 625 amino acids. The transcript is spliced from 8 exons. Lineage: Eukaryota; Fungi; Ascomycota; Eurotiomycetes; Chaetothyriales; Herpotrichiellaceae. Gene Ontology annotation, molecular function: arylsulfatase activity. The record is from RefSeq and is a predicted model, not a curated record.